GUUUGUUCCACAGACAUAAACACCGUUGUUUUCAUUUCUCCUGCAGUCGUUUGUCCUCAUUACGACAGACAACAGGUGAGAGCGGUGUCUGUGUGAACAAUCAGACGUCAACACUUGAAAGCUCAGCUACCAGUUACGUUGUGACUUGUCCCGGAGUCAACAGAGGAAACAUUCCUCAUCGCUAAGACCUAUAUGAGAAUACCAGACUGGGAAAUUUUAGGAUGUGUUUGACACAGUAAUGACAAACUCCGAAAAAGGCUGAUGGACUUGGGUAGAUGAUCCACUGAGAGGUGGAUGAAUCACAGGAUUUUCACCGCUCUCCUCAGUAAACCAUAUCCUCUUCCCACUGCUGGGGUCAUGUGACCUAGAAAGGAGGGGGACACGAGGGUAGAAAAGAGCUCAGGUGAGACCACCUCCACCACUUAGAACCCCCUGUAGCUGCAGGAGGUGGUCCACUGAUCUGCUCCAUCAUGACUCCUUUCUCCUAAUUUUUCCCCGAUAUUGGAAUGCUUUUCACCAUUCAGGCAGUUUCCCUGCAGGAUUAAACUUGGACUUUUGCUGUUGGACAUUUGUGAAUCGAUAAAAGCUUGGACAUGUUCGGCCCAGGACAAUUGGUCUCCACACUCCUGCCUGCUGUUUUCCAUUCACCUGCAGCCCACUUUUUCCCAGCAUUCCCAACUGGACUGAGCUCUCUCCCACAGAUUCUGAUCCCAGGUCCCUUCGUCACCUAUGAAUCCCUGAGGAGUUACCUGCAGCCGGAGCCAUGCGCGGACGCUCUGCUCUUGGCCACACAGACCGUGCGAAUUGGGGCGCUCUCCGAGGACCUAGAUGAACAGAGGCCAGUGAAGCAGCGUCGAGCGCGGGCCAACUACAGCAGCUGGCAGCUGGAGGAGCUGGAGAAGGCCUUCCAAACCACACACUACCCUGACAUCUUCAUGAGGGAGGCCCUGGCCUUUAGACUGGACCUGAUCGAGGCCAGAGUGCAGGUUUGGUUUCAGAACCGUCGAGCUAAGAUGCGUCGUCAGCUGAAGCUCCAGAGCCAGCUCCCUGCAGAGCCGUAUCUGAAAAAAGACAGUGAUCAAACAUCAGAGAAACUCAGCACAGGUUUGAAAUUAGAGUGUUCAGACCCGAGGCAGUGGGACAGGCAGGAGGAGGAAGAACAUCCUCCAUGGACAAAUGUACGUCAGCAGCCCGAGACCCUGAAGCUAGGUAAGUGGGCAGCGCUCCGGGGGUUGAGUUUGGAGGAGUUGCGCUCCUGCAGUAUUGCUAACCUGAGGUCCAAGGCCCGUGAACAUGAGGCUGGAAUACACACCACUGCAAACAAGUCAGAAUCUGACACUCAGGCACAAACACAGGAAACUGAUGCCCAGCUCUGUGAUUGAUGCGUUUCCUCUUCCUGUUUGUUCAGAUAUAAAAGGAAAAACACAAAGCACUCUAUCUUAUAAUCAACCGUAUGGACUGGUUUUUAUCUUUGCUAACAAAUAAAUCAUUUGAAAAAAAAUAUGUAUACUUAAAAAAUGUAUUAAAAUGUUUCAUCCUAAGGCUACUUUAUUAUUUUAUUUUUAUACUUUUGUAUGUAUUAAAAGAAUGACCCAGAAAAGACCACUCAUUUAUUUUUAACCACUGUUUAGCUGUGCUUCUUGUUGAAGAGAAGAUAAAAAUAUAUAUCUAAAAUUGGUUUGAAAUAAUGACAUACCGCAGCGUCAUUUACGUGGAUGAGUCUAAAACUGUGCUUCAUAGGAUGGGGGCUCAUAUUUAAUACAAAAUUUAAAGAGAGAGGAGGAUACAUGUUUAAAAAUGGUAUCAGCUAAUUAAUCCAACAUGCUAAACCCCCCUGAGCUGCUUAAUGCAGCGUCAAAAUUAAGCACAUUAAAUCACUAAAUUAAGUAGAAAUGCUAAUAAUGUGCCACCAGAGUGGCUUAAUUAAAACAAAUCUAAUACUGUACAUGCAGCGCUCCUUUAUAUGAAUAUACCGUAUAUAUGUGUAUAAGUAGAAAAAUGUAUUUCAAUGGCAUUUUCAACAGUUACUUUUACUCUCCUGUCAAAACUUGCUAAUUUGUCUUUGUCUUGACUAGACAGUAUUACACAGACGUUAGCGGUUCAAUGGCUCCACAUGGAUCAUGCAAAUCUCCUGGUGUAGAACUUGCUAGCUCCAUAGCGGAGCUGUUAGCAUGACUGCCUCAAAUGUGGGAACAAUAACGUUCGAAUCAUUUAUUUAUUUAUCCACACAGUCUAGUGUUUCUAGUGUUCUAGCUACAAAUAGCCAUUCGUAGCUAGCAUUAAAUUGCUACCACGACAUUAGCUAAUUCCACAUUUGCCGUACCAAACAGUAGAAUGAUGUACCCAAUGAAGUGUCCUUUACAUGUAUCUGCUGCUGGAUCACUGUCUUUGGGUGAUGAGGUCCAUC
Cynoglossus semilaevis (tongue sole) is the source of this 2407-nucleotide messenger RNA. Its product is annotated as paired mesoderm homeobox protein 2. Gene Ontology annotation, biological process: regulation of DNA-templated transcription. NCBI's taxonomy places the organism in Eukaryota, Metazoa, Chordata, Actinopteri, Pleuronectiformes, Cynoglossidae. The record is from RefSeq and is a predicted model, not a curated record. The transcript is spliced from 3 exons. Gene Ontology annotation, molecular function: DNA-binding transcription factor activity, RNA polymerase II-specific; sequence-specific double-stranded DNA binding. The coding region runs from base 594 to 1382 and encodes 262 amino acids.